AUAUUAGCAGGAGUAGGAGAGUUUGUCGGUACAACCUCCUUUUUGUUUCUUGCUCUCGCUGGAGCCAAGACAGCUACACUCUCAGUUCCUAUUGCACAAAACCCAGCGGAUAUCACGACUGUUGGACUUGCCGAUCAAACUAUUAUUUAUAUUUCACUUAGCUUUGGUCUUAGUCUUAUUGUUACUGCUUGGGCUUUCUUUCGGAUUACUGGAGCUUUGUUCAAUCCAGCAAUCACCCUCGCUUUAUGGCUGAUCGGAGCAAUUAGUUGGUUCAGGGCAACCUUGUUAACAAUCUCACAAUUGGCCGGUGGACUUGCUGCUGCCGGACUAGUAGCACUACUUACUCCACAUGGAACAGUCAACACUGUUGUCUUACAUCCGGCAGCUGAAGUGACAAAUGCUCAAGGUUUAUUUUUAGAAGCUCUUUUGACUAGUAUGUUGGUAUUCGUAGUCUUAAUGUUAGCAGCAGAGAAACAUAAAGGUACUUUCAUGGCACCUGUUGGAAUAGGACUCACACUUUUUAUCUGUCAUCUUGUUGGAGUUGCUUACACUGGAUGUGGUAUGAACCCUAGUAGAGCAUUAGGACCUUCAGUCGUCGCUAGAGAUUUCGGUACUAGUCAUUGGAUCUAUUGGAUAGGUCCUAUGAUUGGAUCAUUAUUCGCUGUUGGAUUUUACAUGGUUCUUAAAGCUCUUAAAUAUGAAGAAAUUGCUCUUAACCAAGAUUCUUCUGAACCCGUUCCUGGCGCUAAACUACCCCAUCAACGUUUCGUCAAGCGUAUCAACUAUCGU
Molecule: messenger RNA, 789 nt
Organism: Melampsora larici-populina 98AG31
Lineage: Eukaryota; Fungi; Basidiomycota; Pucciniomycetes; Pucciniales; Melampsoraceae
Exons: 6
Biological process (GO): transmembrane transport
Cellular component (GO): plasma membrane
Molecular function (GO): water channel activity
Source: RefSeq, a predicted model, not a curated record